Molecule: messenger RNA, 360 nt
Organism: Neltuma alba
Lineage: Eukaryota; Viridiplantae; Streptophyta; Magnoliopsida; Fabales; Fabaceae
Exons: 1
Coding region: 1-360 (119 amino acids)
Source: RefSeq, a predicted model, not a curated record
AUGGAACAAAAUUUGAAACUCACAGCACAAGAGACAACAGAUGAUUGUUACAUCAGUGACCCUGGGGUUUACGAAAGGCUUGUUGGUAAGUUGUUGUAUCUUACUUUGACCAGGCUUGAUGUUUUGUUUGCUGUGCAGGUAUUGAGUCAAUUUAUGCAAGAACCCAAGGAGUCACACAUGAAGGCAGCACUAAGGUUGAUCAGAUAUGUCAAGGAUACCUUAGGUCGUGGAGUUUUUCUUUCAGUCAACAGUUCUAGAAAUAUGGAGUGUUUGUGCGAUUCAGACUAUGGUGCCUGUGGGGAUUCAAGGAGAUCAGUGACUGGUUUUGUAAUAAAGCUAGGAGGUUCACUUAUUUGUUAG